Oppia nitens is the source of this 938-nucleotide messenger RNA. RefSeq names its product nose resistant to fluoxetine protein 6-like. Gene Ontology annotation, molecular function: acyltransferase activity, transferring groups other than amino-acyl groups. The record is from RefSeq and is a predicted model, not a curated record. NCBI's taxonomy places the organism in Eukaryota, Metazoa, Arthropoda, Arachnida, Sarcoptiformes, Oppiidae. Bases 12 to 938 code for a protein of 308 amino acids. The transcript has 5 exons.
GUUCAUCAUUUAUGAUGCAAAUUAUAACAAACGCUAUGCUAUGGGUGGAUAUAUUUUUCCUGUUAUCGGGAUUCCUGUGUGCGUACAGUGUUUUACGUGAAGUCAAACAAACAUCUGUUCGUAAAUAUGCCGGAAAUAUCUUAUGGAAAAUAAUUCAUCGCUAUAUUAGACUCACGCCAUCAUUGAUGGCAAUGAUCGGAUUUUCCAUAAUAUUGGAAGUGAUGUCUUCGGGUCCGCAUUGGUAUCAAUACAUAGAUUUAUCUCAACAAUCGUGUCAUAAGAAGUGGUGGAUUAAUAUACUUUAUGUAACAAAUAUACCGUCUGUUUAUACAUCACUUACAGAAAUAUGUUUGGUUCAUACGUGGUAUUUGUCAGCCGAUAUGCAAAUGUUUAUAGUGUCACCCAUUUUUAUAAUACUAUUGACGUGCAAUGAUAUUAGAAAACAAUAUUUAGGUAUAGCAAUAAAUAUAGUUGUAAUAUUAGCAUCAUGGACAAUUAUUGCUAUAAAUUUGGUUAACAAUCAUGCUAUUGGCAUAAAUGUGGUCAUUAUUUACUCAACAUAUUUCUGGUUUUUGGGUUAUAGUUAUCACAACUUUGGUAGUGUAUUGUAUGGUACUAUUCAUCGUACCGUUUGGUCAAUUUGUUGGUCAUAUAUACUAUAUGCCUGUGCCAGUGGACGGGGAGGUAUUAUCAAUCGGAUACUCUCGUGGUCAGCAUUGGUGCCGUUAAGUCGACUGUCUUUUCAAAUUUAUUUGUUUCAUUUUGUUUUAGUAUUAGCAAUAAAAGCAGCUCUACGUCAACCAUUAUAUUUUAAUUCUUUAACAAUGGUAAUGUUGUAUUUUUCAAUAACUGUGUUGAGUUUAUUUGUCAGUUUCUUGGCUUAUGUAAUGUUUGAAAUACCAAUCGCUAAAAUCGAGAAUAUUAUUAAAAAGAAAUAA